UCCAUCUACAUCAUGCCAUAUUCUGCCUGACUUUUAUAUUUAUUUCAAUGCUGUCUUGCUGCUCUUGUCUCUCAAUAAACAAAAGAAUCUUCUCAAGAAGAAGUUGUCUCAAGAAGUUUUGUGUUGCUGCAGCCAAUUUCCAACACUAUACAUUACUUGUAAGUUUCCAAAAAGGAACAAAAACUAAAUAGCAGCUUUUGAAACAGGAAGUUAUUGGACUUAUAUUGGAAUGCUUGCUUUAUUAUUUUUUUUAUCUUUCCCUGUACAUCUUUGCUAAGGACACCAAGACAAAGAAAAUAUAAUGGAAGAAACAACUAGUUCAGAAUUAACCACACCAGAGUAUUAUACUCGAUAUAUAUCACCUUGUAACAAAGAAGAUGUAUAUGCAUUCGUUGUUCUGUUUACAACUAUCUUAAAUUCCUGUUUUUUCAUAUUUGGAAUAACUGGAAAUAUCCUUGUCAUAUGGAUUCUUAUCAUACAUGAACAAAUGGUGUCUCUAACAAAUCUUUUUAUAUUAAAUUUAUCAAUUGCCGACCUUAUUUUAACUGCAUGUUUGCCAUUUUUUGUUGUAUAUCACAGACACGGUUGGGUUUUUGGACCUGUGACUUGUAAAGUGUUUAAUGUUCUUUUUUCUCUGGGAUUCUACAGUGGAAUUAUUUUCUUGACAUGCCUAACAUAUUAUCGUUAUGUUGCAAUAGUGGAUCCAUUAUCAGUUCUCAAAACAAAAAGACAUAUGAAUGGAGUACUUAUUACUGUGCUUUCUUGGUCUGUUAGUAUUUUUGCUUGUAUUCCUGUUAUGAUUUUCCAAGUUCAAACAUCGUUGGUUGAUAUUGCCAAUUGUGAAUAUGGUCAAAUAUACCCAGUGUUGAUUAGUCACUAUCAACAAAAUAUUUUCUUUUUUUCUUUUUGUGUCAUUGUAUACUGCUAUGUCAGAAUAAUCAGGACAUUGAACAAUUCUCGAUCACAAAUGAAUCAUAAACCAGUUAAACUAAUUCUUGUUAUUGUUGCACUAUAUUUGGUCAGUUGGGCCCCUUACAAUAUUAUAUUGUUCCUACAGUCAUUUCAUCAUCAGCAAUUUCUUAUGAGGUGUGAACUUACAAAGAACCUUGAGUAUGCAAAAUAUAUUACUGAGAAAAUAGUAUUCUCUCAUUGUUGCCUCAAUCCUGUAUUAUAUGCAUUUGUUGGAAUUAAAUUCAGAAGGCAUUUAAAAGGCAUUAUAAAAUGUAACCUGCACAGCAAACAUAAACAACAGCAAGGGACUAGAAGUGUUUCCCAAGAUCAUAAUUAUAAUGAGAUGGGUUCAGUUUUCUAAAGUAAAUUAUGCUAUAUAGCAUGAGAGAAACCGAAAAGCCUGCUAUUAAAGCCAGCCACUAGUAUAUUUUUUUUUAAGAUUUAGCAUUUUUAUUUUUAAACUUCAUUUAAUCACCU
Messenger RNA from Bufo bufo (common toad), 1428 nucleotides. Its product is annotated as chemokine XC receptor 1-like. Gene Ontology annotation, cellular component: membrane. The record is from RefSeq and is a predicted model, not a curated record. Gene Ontology annotation, biological process: G protein-coupled receptor signaling pathway; chemotaxis; immune response. NCBI's taxonomy places the organism in Eukaryota, Metazoa, Chordata, Amphibia, Anura, Bufonidae. Gene Ontology annotation, molecular function: chemokine receptor activity.